CCGCGCUCGGUUAGUUAAGCGCUGUUUGCCAGCCGGUCGAGUCGAGUCGAUAGUCGAUCUGCUGUUCGGGCGAUACGAGAAUCCCAGUCAUGUCCAAGUACUCAAAGCUGGCCCGCGGGCUCUGCGACCUGCUGAUCUGGGUGGCCCUCAGCGUGGCCAGUGUGCUGCUCCACAAGAUGGGGCGUCCCUUCCGGCGCGGCUUCUUCUGUGGCGACGAGACCCUCAGCUAUCCGGCCCGCGACGACACCAUCAGCUCCAAGGUGAUCAUCGCCAUCGUCCUCGGAGUGCCCACCGCAGUGAUCGCAGUGGUGGAGUUGUUUAGGCAGCUGCCCGGUGGGCCGCUUAGAGAGGCGGGCGGCAAGCGGGAUAGCUGCCGGAUCGCCCACCGCCUGGGGGUCCUUUACCGCCAGGUCAUCUUUUACCUGUACGGCCUGGCCAUGGUCACGUUCACCACGAUGCUGACGAAGCUGUGCCUCGGACGCCUGCGACCGCACUUCUUCACCGUGUGCCAGCCCAUGCUGCCGGACGGAAGCAACUGCCAGGACGCCCAGAACCUGGGACGCUACAUAGACAGUUUUACGUGCAGCAACGCUAACAUGACCGACUACCAGUUCAAACAGCUCUACCAGUCCUUCCCCAGUGGCCACGCCAGCAUGGCCAUGUAUGCUAUGCUCUACCUGGCCAUCUACCUGCAGGCGGCGCUCAGUACGCGCGUCUCCAAGCUGCUGAAGCAUCUGCUGCAGUUCCUCUUCGUCAUGUUCGGUUGGUACAUCUCGCUGACACGGAUCAUAGACUAUUACCACCACUGGAGCGACGUCCUGGCGGGGGCGGCAUUGGGCGUGGUGUUCGCCUGGCUGACGAGUGCCUAUGUGGCCGACUUGUUUGCCGGCAAGCGCUGGCCGAAGGCUGGCUACUCGGCCAAUACGCUGCGCAAGCCGCAGGUCUCGCCGAAGAGCUCCACCAAGUCGCAGGCGGGAGGAUCCACGUCGGGAGCGGGUCAGCCGCCCGCCCUGCCGGCCUAUACCUUUGGAACGCUGCCCUACCUGGCGGCACAUCCCGCCCAGGCGCAGGCGCAGUACGCACAGCCCUAUCACAACUACGGCUACGUGCCGUGAGCUCAGUGGCGGAUCCAUUAGCGAAACCUAUCUUAGAAAUGCCCACAAACGUAAACACACUCACAAACUAAGACUUGCACGGAAUUCCUGUUUUGUUGUCUGUAUUCUAGCGAAAUAAAUAUAUUCAAGUACGAUACGAA
Messenger RNA from Drosophila mauritiana, 1255 nucleotides. RefSeq names its product putative phosphatidate phosphatase. The record is from RefSeq and is a predicted model, not a curated record. Gene Ontology annotation, molecular function: phosphatidate phosphatase activity. The transcript has a single exon. Gene Ontology annotation, biological process: phospholipid dephosphorylation; signal transduction; phospholipid metabolic process. NCBI's taxonomy places the organism in Eukaryota, Metazoa, Arthropoda, Insecta, Diptera, Drosophilidae. Bases 90 to 1115 code for a protein of 341 amino acids.